UCCCUCAACGCCGGCCUCGAAGGCAUUGACGAUCGUGGGCUCUGGCCAUUGACGGUGUAUGCGGACAGUAUUCAGCUGAUCGUGCGAAUAGGACUGAUUAAGGCUGUUGGGUCACUUACACCCGAACAUUCUGGCAUCGGUUUGGGGAUAAACCUCGAAUGGAUAUGAUCGCACUCGUAACAUCACCACUACACAUCCACCCUCUUCUCAGCAAACAUGCAACUUCUGGCUAUUGCAUCCCUUGUCGUAUUCGCCUUCAGCGGCGUUCAGGCUUAUAACCCUAUCGGACAACCUUGCGAUAGUCCUGGUGGUUACGGGUGCUCUCAGGACGCCUCCAUCAACGGGGGUAACGCUUUCGUGUACACCUGCUCAGGCAGCGACGUCUUCGUCUAUUCUGCGGGUUGUGCGUGUCCCACCUGCUGUGUGGCAACUACGGGAGGUGCAUACUGCACUUAGACUAACAAAGACGGUCACCGAGAUGUCCUUUGAACAGUGCCAGUGAAGUUACAUUAUGUCCGCUAGUACUUACCUUCGGCUUCCGAUUUGUACCGUAUCAUUCGCUCUGUCUGUAUCGUGUAAUACUAUAAGCCCCCAUCCUUUUGGAUGGGAAGCUUAAGCUUAAGUGGGCAA
This is a messenger RNA of Stereum hirsutum FP-91666 SS1, 630 nucleotides long. RefSeq lists its product as uncharacterized. The transcript has 5 exons. The coding region runs from base 217 to 456 and encodes 79 amino acids. Lineage: Eukaryota; Fungi; Basidiomycota; Agaricomycetes; Russulales; Stereaceae. The record is from RefSeq and is a predicted model, not a curated record.